UUGCAAACUUUGACUGUCAGUGUUGAUGCAACAGUCAGCAGAAGAGGAGGAAACCUGCCCAGAUGAGAAUUUCCAGCGGCUGUUUGGGCUUUCCAGUCUGGGCGGAGCGAGGCUGUGCAGGAAGUCGUGUGCAGGCAGCUGUACUUUCUCCGCCGGUGAUCAUGUUCCUUCUGCAGCGACAUAAAGCGGAGCUGCUCUGAACUCCGAACAGUUUCUCACUGUGAGCGAUGGCGGUUCUGGUGGAUCUGACCCACAGCUGCAGACCCGGAGCCUCCCUGCAGCAGGAGGCGGACUCGCAUGUCUUUCUGCUGUAUGGGACAGCCAGCCGACCUGGACCCGGCUGCUCGCUCCCGUCCGUCGGCUGCUCCGGGAGCGCGCACAUCCUGGACUCUGGAUCCAUGGCGGAGCGUCUUUACCGACUGAAGCGAACCUUGGAUGAACUGGACCUGAGCUCCAUCACAGUGCUGACCAGCUGCCGGGGCAGAGGGGUGCUGGUUCGGUAUCAGGAGAUGCUCUUUACCGCAGUUUAUAGUUUUGAUUACAGAGUGACGGACGAGCCUACCUGUUCGGAGUGCAGAGGCUCCGCCCACACGGACUCACCUGAGCCGGAAGUGUCCGCCUUCCUGCAGCAGCUGCCCGCUCUGAAGGGACACAUCAGGACCCUGAGGUCCACAUUGAUUCCAGACUGCUUUGGUCACGGCUUCAGCACCCGUUCAGGUGGAGUCUCCUACAUCCCAACCCUGUCCUCCUUAAAUCUCUUCUGCAGCAGUAAGAGGAGGGACCCAACGGCUGUUGUGGCAGAAAACAGGCGCCGGCUCGCCGUUCAUGCUGGGUUUCAUCCUCUUCCUCUACGUCUGGUCAAGGUGAACCAUGCCAACGACGUGCUGGUUCUGGGGAACCCGGAGCCAGAAAGCUACGACUCCAUGGUGACCAAUCAGAGAGGGGUUGUUCUGGCGGCUCCAGGAGCCGACUGCAUGCCCAUCCUGUUUGCUGAUCCAGUCAAGAAGGUCAUUGGGGCGGCUCAUGCAGGUAAAUGA
Cyprinodon variegatus (sheepshead minnow) is the source of this 1037-nucleotide messenger RNA. Its product is annotated as laccase domain-containing protein 1-like. Gene Ontology annotation, molecular function: copper ion binding. The transcript is spliced from 3 exons. Lineage: Eukaryota; Metazoa; Chordata; Actinopteri; Cyprinodontiformes; Cyprinodontidae. The coding region runs from base 228 to 1037 and encodes 269 amino acids. The record is from RefSeq and is a predicted model, not a curated record.